CCGCCUACUCUCGGUCAAUCAGCACACAACCUGCCGUUUCUUAUAUACUGUGGGGACCAUAGUAUUGCGUUCAUACGUUUCGCUUUAGAGUUUCAACCAACAUGGCCACGAAAGCCGUCUGCGUCCUCAAAGGCACUGGAGAAGUGACCGGCACAGUUUAUUUUGAACAGAGUAAUGGUGCAUCAGUGAAACUUACAGGACAGAUCACAGGCCUGACCCCUGGUCUGCAUGGCUUUCAUGUUCAUGCCUUUGGAGACAAUACAAAUGGGUGCAUCAGUGCAGGACCUCACUUCAACCCCCACAACAUGACCCAUGGUGGGCCAACUGAUGAGAUCAGGCAUGUUGGAGAUCUGGGUAAUGUGACUGCCGAUUCCGAUGGAAUUGCUAAAAUUGAUAUUGAGGACAAGAUAGUGUCCCUGACAGGGCAAUACUCGAUCAUUGGGAGGACCAUGGUGAUUCAUGAGAAGGAAGAUGACUUGGGCAAGGGCGGAGAUGAUGAAAGUCACAAAACAGGCAAUGCAGGAGGUCGUCUAGCUUGUGGUGUGAUAGGUAUCACUCAGUGAAACCAGUUUCACCGCUUCCUUUCCACACUGGAACCUCAACUAUACGUGACCAACGUUUCUGCCCCCAACUAAGCCCUUAAAACAAAUAAAUAGUUUUAUUUUUACAGAAAUAUAGAAUGGUCAUACCAUCUCCUAAAUUUGUUUUGCAGCUACUUAUGUUCAAUAAGUAUUGGAAUUAGUGGUGUUUCUUUAAUGGAGUCUCAUUCAUCCAAUAAACGUUUGUUCCAUACCACUAUUAA
Messenger RNA from Tachysurus fulvidraco (yellow catfish), 802 nucleotides. It is a transcript of the gene sod1, whose product is annotated as superoxide dismutase 1, soluble. Gene Ontology annotation, cellular component: nucleus; mitochondrion; cytosol. The transcript has 5 exons. The record is from RefSeq and is a predicted model, not a curated record. Lineage: Eukaryota; Metazoa; Chordata; Actinopteri; Siluriformes; Bagridae. Gene Ontology annotation, biological process: removal of superoxide radicals. Gene Ontology annotation, molecular function: superoxide dismutase activity; copper ion binding. Bases 102 to 563 code for a protein of 153 amino acids.